AUGGUGCACGUUUCGUUCUACAGGAACUGUUAGUAUAUUUUUUCUUCUCCUCUCCUCCCCUGGACAUUGGUGUCUCCGGAUCGAUCUCGGCAGAAAUCUCGGUUUGGACUUUAUUUAUCGGUUGUGGUAUUUUGGUUGUUGCUUAUACUUCUGUGGCUUUUGUGAUCUGCCGACCUCGUGCUCGCUAAUCGGCGUGUUCGAAUUUGUCCGUGUGCGUUCUUUUUCCUGUCGUUGAUGCUGUUGUUGCGACGUCCUGCUCGUCAGAUGUUCUAUUCUUCUCUCGAGCGAACGAGAUUCCAGGCUCUGUAGAUUCUCUGGAUUUGAUUUUUUGUUAAUUUGGUUGGUCUCACGGGUUAUGAUCUAUCGAAAUGGUUAGAUAUCCGGUUGAAAUUCUCCAUCUCAAGGUAGCUUCCAUGGUCGUAGAUUCAUUUGAUUUCUCAACCGCGUAUCCCUUUCCGUCUGUCGAUCUACACCGGCCACGCCUGUCCUGAAGAGGGGAACCAGACGACCUCACCUUCUUCCUCGUCUUGCCAGAUGGUAAAACGUUCAAGAAGCCGCGGCGCCCUUACGAGAAGGAGCGUCUGGAUCAGGAGCUGAAGCUCGUCGGAGAAUACGGGCUGCGUUGCAAGAGGGAGCUGUGGAGGGUGCAGUACGCUCUGAGCCGCAUCCGCAACGCCGCCAAGGAGCUCCUCAAGCUUGACGAGAAGGACGAGAAGCGGAUCUUCGAGGGGGAGGCGCUCCUGCGCAGGAUGAACAGGUACGGGCUGCUUGACGAGAGCCAGAACAAGCUCGACUACGUCCUCGCGCUGACGCCGGAGCACUUCCUCGAGCGCCGUCUCCAGACCCUCGUGUUCAAGUCUGGAAUGGCCAAGUCCAUCCACCAUGCCCGAGUACUCAUCAGGCAGCGCCACAUCAGGUACUCCGCCCCUGAUUAAUCUUUCUCGGAAUUAUUUCCUCUUCAUGUGUUCAUAAUUAUUCUCUUCAUCCGCUCGAUCACGGAUCAAAUUAAUCCCAAGAUCGGUUAAUUUGCUUGAGAAUUUUCAUGAGAAAGGAAGAUACAUCGCCCGAUAAUGCACCAUGGAUUGGUCAAUAUACUAAGUAUGAUGAUCGAAUCGUUGACUUAGAUUUUCAGGAGUUAGUCGCUGGGCUUGCAUGGAUUCUUCAAUCCCUUCUGUUGUUCCCCACCUCUCCGCGUUGACCUUGAUGGUUACCAUGCUUCGUAUCUGAUUGUUUGCUAAGGUUUCAUCCCCUCUCUGGUGUCCGACUCCACGCAGGGUCGGGAGGCAGGUGGUGAACAUACCCUCGUUUAUGGUGCGGGUUGACUCCCAGAAGCACAUUGACUUCUCCCUCACCAGCCCGUUUGGCGGUGGCCGCCCAGGGAGAGUGAAGCGGAGGAACGCCAAGGCUGCUGCUAAGAAGGCCGCCGGAGGGGACGACGAAGAAGACGAGGAAUGA
Messenger RNA from Spirodela intermedia, 1455 nucleotides. The record is from the annotation of a GenBank genome assembly. Lineage: Eukaryota; Viridiplantae; Streptophyta; Magnoliopsida; Alismatales; Araceae.